Molecule: messenger RNA, 903 nt
Organism: Eubalaena glacialis (North Atlantic right whale)
Lineage: Eukaryota; Metazoa; Chordata; Mammalia; Artiodactyla; Balaenidae
Gene: HSD17B13
Product: hydroxysteroid 17-beta dehydrogenase 13
Exons: 7
Coding region: 1-903 (300 amino acids)
Cellular component (GO): lipid droplet
Molecular function (GO): oxidoreductase activity, acting on the CH-OH group of donors, NAD or NADP as acceptor
Source: RefSeq, a predicted model, not a curated record
AUGAAUAUUAUCUUGGAUCUCCUCCUGCUUAUCAUCAUCAUCAUCUACUCCUACUUAGAAUCCUUGGUGAAGGUUUUCAUUCCCCAGAGGAGAAAAUCUGUGGCUGGGGAGAUUGUUCUCAUUACAGGAGCUGGGCAUGGAAUAGGAAGGCAAACUGCCUAUGAAUUUGCAAAACGGAAGAGCAGACUGGUUCUGUGGGAUAUUAAUAAGCAUGGCGUUGAGGAAACUGCAGCUGAAUGCAGAAAACUAGGGGCCAUUACACAUGUGUUUGUGGUAGACUGCAGUAACAGAGAAGAGAUUUAUGACUCUGUAAACCAGGUGAAGAAAGAGGUGGGUGAUGUAACUAUCGUGGUGAAUAAUGCUGGGGCAAUAUAUCCAGCUGACCUUCUUAGUACAAAGGAUGAAGAGAUUACCAAAACUUUUGAGGUCAACAUCCUAGGACAUUUUUGGAUCACAAAGGCACUUCUUCCAGCGAUGAUGCAGAGAAACCAUGGCCACAUUGUCACAGUGGCUUCAGUAUGCGGCCACAGAGUGAUUCCUUAUAUUAUUCCAUAUUGUUCCAGCAAAUUUGCUGCUGUUGGCUUCCACCGAGCUCUGACAUCAGAAUUUGAAGCCUUGGGAAAAACGGGUAUCAAAACCUCGUGUCUCUGCCCAGUUUUUGUGAAUACCGGGUUCACCAAAAACCCAAGCACAAGACUAUGCCCUGUAUUGGAGACAAAUGAAGUUGCAAGAAGCUUGAUAGAUGGAAUACUUACCAAUAAGAAAAUGAUUUUUGUUCCAUCAUAUCUCAAUAUCUUCCUAACACUAGAGAAAUUUCUUCCUGAACGUGCCUUGGCAGCCAUAAAUCACAUACAGGAUAUUCAAUUUGAAGCAGUGGUUGGCCACAAAACCAAAAUGAAAUGA